AAAACUUCAUUAAUUAAGAUUUUAGUUUUAGAGGGGGGUAAAUUACAUAAUAUAUACAGUGCAUUUGGUUUUCUUUGUUUAUGAUGUUCGUAUGUUAGUAUGUUACAUAUCAUAUGAUCAUGACAAAUUCUUAUAAAAGAAGGUUACACAACUUUUUAUUUGUUAGAUCAAAGAUUUAGUUAAACAAAAGCAUAGAUGCUAAUGACGUCUUGACCUGGUUGAUAAGAAUGAGGGUGACGGUUUUUGGAGCUUGAGGAAUUUUCUUAAUUAUGGCUUGCGUACAUUAGAUAUUAAGUUCACAUCCCCCUCCCCUAUUUGUAGUUUCUAUUGCCAUUUGUCGCAAGAAAAAAAAAACAAAAACAAUAAUAAAAGCAUAGUUAGCUAGGUUAUAAAGGUGAAGGUAAAAAUCGAAUUGGUUAGACUGUCUGACACAAGACGAAUGGAAAACCAACCCAAAUACAUACUACUCCAUAAUCAAUCGAUUCAAGACCAGAAAUGUAUGGAUCACAUAAAAUUCAGUAGAUCUACAUAUUGACCUAAAAAAUCUGCCAAAAAAUCAUGAUAAUAAAUGCAUAUAGCAAUAAAUUACGAUGACCAAAAACUAAUUAAAACUUGUCAGAGAAGUUACUGUACUAUCAUAGUACUCUUUUUGCUAUUUGCUUAAUUACUUCUCAUACCAAAAAAAUUAAUUUUGCAUGACCAAAUCCUUUACCAGACAAUCAGACAUAAGUCAUAACACAAGGAAGUAAAUUAUCCAAACCCCACAUAAUAAAAUACACAAAAUUUCUUGAUUAUUAUUUUGUCUAUAUAUUUAAAUGUUCAAACUAAAUAAUGCAUAGUACGGAUUAUUUCACUAUAGUCAAGGAAGAUAUAGUAAAGAUCCCAAAUCAUUCUGGAACUAAGGAAUUAAGGAAACAAUUAAGAGUUCUUAUGGAGUUUGAAAGUUUUUCCCAACAACCAAGAGAGUUGGAGAGGUUGCAGAAAGAACAUGAAGAGAAAACUGAAAGGAUUAAGCAACUAAAGAGCCAAAUCAAAGACGCAAAGCGCGAAUUAGAGAAGAACAAGAAGGAAGAAGAUGGCAAGAGAAGGGAAAGCUUCAAGGGACUUACUCAGAGUUAUAACCAGUUGAGGCAAGAGUUUGAUAAUAUGUGAUUCAAUGAGAAAUGUGGAUUAAUUAAUAAACUUAGAUUAAGAUUAAGAUUAAGUAGUCAAAUGCUAGCUAAUUAAGGAUUAAGGGGUUGUUAAAACUAGGUUUAUCUUUAAGCUUUCUACUAGUAGAGUAGUAGUUAGUAAUAUCAAUGAUUCAAUGAGGAAUGUGGAUUAAUUAAUAAACUUAUUUUAUCACUA
Molecule: messenger RNA, 1347 nt
Organism: Spinacia oleracea (spinach)
Lineage: Eukaryota; Viridiplantae; Streptophyta; Magnoliopsida; Caryophyllales; Amaranthaceae
Exons: 4
Coding region: 832-1152 (106 amino acids)
Source: RefSeq, a predicted model, not a curated record